This is a messenger RNA of Gongylonema pulchrum, 864 nucleotides long. The record is from the annotation of a GenBank genome assembly. NCBI's taxonomy places the organism in Eukaryota, Metazoa, Nematoda, Chromadorea, Rhabditida, Gongylonematidae.
GAUGAUGUAUGGUAUAAUUUCAUUGGCGGCCCUCCUGCUGCUUGUCGGUAGCGCACAGUCGCAGGAGGAAUGCAUCGCAGAGUGCGCUAAGGCUUACACCGAUCACAAGGCUGUCAGGGAGGAGUGCUACAACGGUUGCGUGAAAUCGUACAAAAAUCAGUCCGAUAAAGCAGCAUGCUCGUUCGGCUGCGAUAAACAGCCUGAUAUGAAGAAGGUGCGUGUUUCGAUAACGAACAAAAGUCCGACAUUCCAAGUGGCCCGUGGAGCGAUGGAGAAAAUGAUGCACCGUAUCACCAAUGCAUUCCCGUCAUUCGGUUUGGGCUCGUCCGCUGAAGACGAUCGCGGUUUGGGCCUCUGGGAGGAUCCGUUCGCCGACUUGCAUAUGCGCAUGCAAAAUGAAAUGGCACGAUUCCAGCAGAUCGCUCGAAAUAUGUUCAAUCUGCAACAGCAUGACCAACGCACCAUCAUGCCAAUGAUUGCCGUGAACAGACCCGAAGGGCAUGAACAAACCGCUCUGCAAGGACCUGGCGUUGGUAAUCAGGAUAAGAGUGGCGAGCGCAUCAUCAAGGCACAGCCAGUAGACGUAAAAAGCAAGGCGGAGCCACUGCUGGGGCACCAGGGUGAAAAUCCGACCGUCGUCGAAGUUUCGGAACCGUCGCUUCUUUCUCGGCUGGCUUCCCGUGCUCGGCGUCUUUCGCUGUUGAGUCAAUGGCUUGUCUGUGUGGCACUUUUCCUUUGUCUCGUCUCAAUGCUCUCAAUCUCAAUUGCAAUUCUGAAGCAGAUCAAGGCACAGCGAUAUCACAAUCUCCGAGUAAGAAAAACUUAUUUCAUCAAAACUUUUAUGCGUUUCUCAUUAGCGUAAGC